Messenger RNA from Quercus robur (English oak), 2905 nucleotides. Its product is annotated as protein ALTERED PHOSPHATE STARVATION RESPONSE 1. The record is from RefSeq and is a predicted model, not a curated record. NCBI's taxonomy places the organism in Eukaryota, Viridiplantae, Streptophyta, Magnoliopsida, Fagales, Fagaceae. The transcript is spliced from 6 exons. The coding region runs from base 249 to 2543 and encodes 764 amino acids.
CUUUCCAUCUAUGUGCCUUUUUUGCAUGGAAACAGCCACAGCCCAUGGGUCCAUCUAUAGAUUCGCAAAUUCUGUCCACCUCUCUUUCUCUCUCUCUAUCUAUCAAACUCAUAGACACAUCUCUCCCUAUGGGUUUUCUCUGAAAUCCAAGUUCUUACAGUACUAUACCGAUUUUGAUUGACUUCAAUUCAACUCCUCAGGGAGAAGCCUAUUUCUGGGUUACGUGGUAAGAGUGAUCUCUAAUAGUAAUGGGGGUAUCAAGCUCUAAAAUAGAGGAAGAUAAGGCUCUGCAGCUAUGUCGUGAAAGGAAGAAGUUUGUUAGGCAAGCACUUGAUGGCAGGUGUGCACUAGCAGCUGCUCAUCUUACAUAUAUUCAAUCCCUUAAAACUACAGGAACUGCUCUUAGAAAAUUUGUUGAGCCUGAAGCUCCUAUAGAAUCUUCUUUGUAUACUUCUACCAAUGCAACACCAGAACCACUUGCUUUAACUGAGAAGUCCCUUUCCCAGUUCUCUUUCUCUUCUCCAUCUGCCUCCCAACGUGUAGAUGCAACUGAAACCUUUUCUCCAUCUCCAUCUCCUCCAAACCAUAGUCAAUUUCAGGCAAAUCAUGUGAGAUUCAGGGGUACUUUGUCCAAAAAGGUUGAAGAAAAACCUUCUUUACCUGUUAUAGGAACAGUAACCUCAUCGACCACCCUGCAGAAUACCACACCUCAUUCCACUGAAAGACCUGAAACAUCCUCGUUUGAAGGUUCUUCCCUCCCCCAAGAAACUCCAGCAUGGGAUUAUUUUGGUCUCUUUCAUUCAGAUGAUAAUGAGUUCUCUUUUCAAGAUGAGAAGGGGAUGAACCAGGGGUUGGAGAAUGCUGAUGAUAUAAGACAGCGUAGAGAAGAGGAGGGAGUUCCUGAGAUGGAAGAUGAGGAGGAAACGGCAUCUUUUAAUGGGAGGGAAGAAUCUCAGGAUUCAGAUGAUGAAUUUGAUGAUGACCCUCCCACGGAAACGCUGGUCCGAAGGUUUGAAAAUCUUAAUAGGGCACAAAAUCAUGUUGCUGAUAAUGCUUCACCUAGUACGCCUUCUGCUGGAAAUGAAGAUUCAGAUACUGAGUUCUUGAAUGGGGAGAAAGACAACUCCCCUUCUUUGUCACCAGUGAGAACCACAUCUAAGGUUGUUGUGCUUCAUACUGACACAAAUAAAACACCACAGAAAGAAGAUAGUAUUGUGGCUAAGGACUUCUAUUCAAGCAUAAAAGAUGUUGAAUUUCUCUUUAUAAAAGCAUCUGAGUCUGGCAAAGAAGUUCCAAGGAUGCUUGAAGCAAAUAAGUUUCAUUUCCGUCCAAUAUUACCAGGGAAAGAAAGAGGUGAGUCAAUGGUAUCUACAUUCAUGAAGGCCUGUUUCUCUUGUGGAGAGGACCCAAGCCAAGUUCAAGAAGGCCCUGCUCAAGAUUCUAUAAAGUAUUUGACUUGGCAUAGGACAACAUCAUCCCGUUCCUCUUCAUCCAGAAAUCCAUUGGGAGCGAACUCAAAAGACGAUUUAGAUGAGCCCAUUAAUUUCUGCAUGAUCUCGGGCAGUCAUGCCUCAACCUUGGAUAGGCUAUAUGCAUGGGAGAGGAAGCUAUAUGAUGAAGUCAAGGCCAGCGGAAUUGUCAGAAAGGAUUACGACUUGAAGUGUAAAAUUUUAAGACAACUGGAAUCAAAUGGGGAAAGUUACCAAAAAAUUGAUAAAACUCGUGCAGUUGUCAAGGAUCUACAUUCAAGAAUCAGAGUUGCAAUCCACAGAAUUGAAUCUAUAUCAAAGAGGAUUGAGGAUUUAAGGGACACAGAGCUCCAGCCACAACUUGAGGAGUUGAUUGAAGGGUUAAGUAGGAUGUGGGAAGUGAUGUUUGAGUGCCACAAGCGCCAGUUUCGCAUUAUUUCAAUAGCAUUGAACAAUGGCAACACUAAAAUCUCCAUACACUCAGAAUCACAUCGCCAGAUUACUUUCCAUCUUGAAAAUGAACUCAGUUUUCUAUCAUCAAGUUUUACAAAGUGGAUUGGUGCUCAGAAGUCCUAUCUUGAGGCUAUAAAUGGAUGGCUUUACAAAUGUGUCUCAAUUACACAAAAACAUUCGAAAAGAAAAAAGAAGCAACCACCCCCACCCUUGAGCAAGUAUGGCCCUCCAAUAUAUACAACCUGUAUUUUCUGGUUGGACAAGCUUAAAAAUUUGUCUGAAGCCAAGGAACUUGUAGAAUCUAUAAAGAAUUUAGCAGCUGAAACUGCCCGCUUUGUACCACGUCAAGAAAAGAACCAGGGGAAGGAUGUGAAUCAUCGAUUUUUGCCAUCGUGGAAGGCUGAUAAUGAGAGUGAUUCAGCAAAGCCGCUGAAAGAUGAAGCUUCAGAGGACUGGAUUUCAGGUUUUGAUGGUUUUCAAUCAAGCUUGGUGGAAUUUCUGCGGCAUUUGAAUAACUUUGCAGAGUCUUCUGUAAAAAUGUAUGUCGAACUUGAAGAGGCUAUCAAAGCUGCUAAGACUAAUUAUGGUCUUUUAUCUAAGUCACAGAAGAGGGAGGAAUGACGUCACUCUCUCAAGCUCCAAUAAAUGGUGUUUUAAGAUGUCUAUAGAAAACUUGAAGAAUUUCAGAUGUGAAUUCAAUUGGAAAAGGCAUUGUAUAUGGUGAAACGAAUAAAAAGGGGAAUUGGUCUCAACAGAAAAUAAAGGAACUGGUUAAGAAAUCCUAAUUUGGAGAUGUUAUAAAAGAGAUGGUAAUUGUAGGUGAAAGAUGUAAUUACAAGGGCUGGUAGCCACAAAGAGAGGUUUCUUUUUCUUUUUCUCAAUGUAACAGAACUUGUAUAGUUGUUCUAUUGUGAACAUAGGAACACUGGUAAAGUGCCAGCCCCCAUUCUAUCUAAUAAUUAGAUAAUGCAUAGUUGUAUUCA